Molecule: messenger RNA, 1817 nt
Organism: Cuscuta campestris
Lineage: Eukaryota; Viridiplantae; Streptophyta; Magnoliopsida; Solanales; Convolvulaceae
Source: the annotation of a GenBank genome assembly
CCCUGUCGAUCUCGUCUUCUUCGCUGUAGAAUCUCUGUAAAUAUUCCCAUCCCAAGUCCCAAAACGCCAUCGUUUUCUACCUCGACCUUUUAUCGUAAAGGGGUCGGGGGUUAAAAUGGAGGGAUAUCAUUCAGCUUCAACGGUUAGGGUUUAGACGCCGGGGUUUUCAUCAGCAGCAAGAAACCCUAACCGCAGUAAAAAUCUCUGGUAUGUUCUCGAACUUCUCAGGUUUUAUCCUAUUCCUUGCUUGAUUCUAGUCGGUCAAUUCGAGGUUGAAACGCCCCUGAGACAUUGAGCUGUUGUUGGGAUUUUAUUGGCGAAAUGUGCGAAUCUUGGGGGGUAGAUGGGUAGUCUCUUGGGAGGUUUAGUUCGAUUGAAGUGAUAUGAGGUGUUGAAUAUGAGCGAUGGAGGUAGGGAGAAUGUAAGAGGGGGUCAGUACAACUGUGGGGCAUCAAAGAAGAAGAAGAAGGUUGCGGUGAAAGACGAAUUUGCCCAUGCUAUUGCUAGAGUUGCGGUUUCGCAGAUAUUGGAGGGUAUAGGGUUUCAGAACACCCACCAGUCUGCGUUGAACACUCUUUCCGAUGUUGCUGUCAGGUACAUUCAAGAUGUAGGAAAAUAUGCCAAUUUAUGUGCAAAUUCAGCAGGUAGGAGCCAUUGUAAAUUGUUUGAUGUGAUUGAAAGCUUGGAGGAUUUGGGCUCCUCCCAGGGGUUUUCUGGUGCCUCUGAUGUUACUCACUGUGCUUUAAGCUCAGGAGUACUCAAGGACAUCAUUCGGUUUGUGGAUGAAACUGAGGAAAUCCCUUUUGCCCGCUCUAUUCCCAGGUUUCCAGCGGUUAAAGAGCAUAAACUAAAUGCCACUUUUGUGCAAACUGGAGAAAACCCUCCCGAACAUGUACCUGCUUGGUUACAGCCAUUUCCAGAUCCCGAGAGUCUCAAUUCGGUGGAAAAGAAAGAAAUAGAUGACAGGACUUUCAUGUCCGAGCCGGUUGAAGAUAGGAGAAUUGAGAAAAGGCCUAUGCUGAAUUUGAGCCAGCAUUUGGGUGCUAGUGGCCGUGAAGAUGCUGCGGAGGAAAAGAGAGUAGCUGAAUGCAACCCAUUUCUUGCAACGCCUCUGCAAUAUUGGGAGAAAGAGGUCUCCCAAGUUCUCAUUCCAGCUAGACUUUUUGAUAACACCUUUAUGCCACAAUCAGAUCAGCCAAUUACAAGAUUCCAUGACUCUGUGCUGGAAGCCUCUGUUCCCUCUGUUGAAGCAGUUCAGAGCAGGCCAACUCAUCAUGAGGAUGGAGGGAAAAGUGUUCUCGGGGAAAGGAGAAAUGCAGUGAGAUUUCGGUUAGAAAGUGGAAGAAGGGCAUUUGGUAAAGCAGCAAGCCUAUGGUCCGACGGUGAUGAGGAACUGGACUCUCCACCAAUUAAUGAUCAUGAGAAGGUUAACGGUAAAAGAAUAUCUGAGGUAAUUCUCAUAAGUUCCAAGAAUAUCUCACAGGAGCAGGCUCAAUUGUAAAUUAGGCAUGUUUUGUUAGACCUAGUAUACUCUUUUAGCAAACUGGGAGGCAGACUUUGCCAAUCAUUGUAGAGGACAUAUGUAUCCGUAUAUGAGGUUUUACAGACUGCUGGAGAGGUAUUUUUCCCACUUAAUGAUCCAUUGAGAUGUGUUAUUAUUAGACAUGUCUUGGACCUUUGUACUUGAUCAUUUCAUUGAUGAAAGUUUUUUUCUAAGAUAUAUUCUGUAUUAUUGAAGUCUGAACUGUCCUGGUUGUGCUGCACAAGGUUUCACAUUUUUGAACAAAUGGCAUUUAAAAUGAAUGGAUGUAUUUCUA